AUGUCUUUUAAGCAAGUAACUCAGUCUAAUAAAAUCGUUAAGCGCGGCCGAGGCCGUCUAAGAAAUCCUUUGUCCGCCUUAGCUAUUGCUGCUACUGCAGCUACGGCGGCUGCGGCGGCUAUACCUCGCACUCUUACCCCCGAAGCUUCGCCCUUUCUUUUAAACCCUUUUAUUAAGCGCUUGCUUAUGCUAACGACCGUUAAAGCUUUAAACAAUUGCACCGCUGCUUUUAUCGCUGCUAAUAUCGCUUUCGAAAACUUCCUCGCCUUAGAUGCUGCCUUUUUAAGAAGUGUUGCUAAUAGUCCGAGCGGUCUAGCGAAUAAAACCUUUGCGCUUGCGCUAGCCGCCUUUAUUGCUCUCGUCGCCCUCGCAGCUCCCGUCGCUCUCGUCGUCGUCGCUCCUUUUGCGCUAGUUAUUGCGCUUGCCGCUUUCGCGGCGGCGCUCGCCGUUGUUAUAACUCUUACGAAGCGCCGAGCUAAAGUAAAGAGAUUGCUAAGAGCUUUAGUUGAUCUUUUAUUAUAA
This is a messenger RNA of Drepanopeziza brunnea f. sp. 'multigermtubi' MB_m1, 522 nucleotides long. The record is from RefSeq and is a predicted model, not a curated record. NCBI's taxonomy places the organism in Eukaryota, Fungi, Ascomycota, Leotiomycetes, Helotiales, Drepanopezizaceae.